Messenger RNA from Sitophilus oryzae (rice weevil), 1413 nucleotides. RefSeq lists its product as uncharacterized. Lineage: Eukaryota; Metazoa; Arthropoda; Insecta; Coleoptera; Curculionidae. The record is from RefSeq and is a predicted model, not a curated record. Bases 179 to 1198 code for a protein of 339 amino acids. The transcript is spliced from 2 exons. Gene Ontology annotation, molecular function: protein dimerization activity.
UCAGUGCGUCAAAGUGUCGUAGGGACAGUCGGGCAGAUUUGCCGAGACGUUUGUGAUAGUUCGGUGAUUUUUUUGGUGUUUUUACUUGAGUGAAAAUUAUAUCAAAGUGCAUUGAAUUCGGUGAUUUGAGCAAUUUUUUGAUGGAUUAGUAUUAGUCUGUAUUUUUUGAGAAAACAGGAUGUCCCACUAUGACACCUUCAAAUCCUACGAGUCCACCUACGACGACAGCUGUGACUCCGGCCUGGAAUUCUCCUACAAGUCCGAAACCACAGACCUCACAGAUGACCGCAGUGACCCCUACGACUUAGAUCAUGACUUCCACACACCCGAAAAGAGCCUCAAAACCCCAAAUAUCAACACCACACUGUACAACAAAUUCAAUUCGGCCUUUUACAACAGCAUAAAGGAUUUUGAUAGAAGACCAAUUCAACAGGAAGCAUGGCAUUCGACUCCGAAUUGCCGAAGAAACCUAUUGAACGACUUUAAUGAAGAAUUUGAAGACUUUGAAGAAGACAAAAACAAACUUUCUAAUACAGAAAACAAAGAUAAACCAAAAAAACGUUAUGCAACUGGUCGAAACAGAGUUUCCAGAGCAAAAAGCCCAACACAAAUCAUGAGAAUAAAGAGAGUAAGAAGACUGAAAGCCAACGACAGAGAAAGAAACAGGAUGCACAUGCUGAACGAAGCUCUGGACAGGUUACGAUGUGCCUUACCAACAUUUCCUGAAGACACCAAGUUAACCAAAAUAGAAACACUAAGGUUCGCUCACAACUACAUCUAUGCACUUUCUGAAGCUACUAAAGAUGUUGACAAGUACACCAACGAAGAUAGUGUUAUUCUUAACGUAGGGAACGUUAUAGUGUCGAUUAACAAAGAUGGAAACACUAUAAAAACUAGAGGGUUUGAAGAAAUUAAAUCAGGUGCUUCUGUGAUCAGUGGAAGUAUAACGAAUGCAAGUUUUAUGCAGGAUUAUAAUACUGACAACAGUAGUAGUCCGUAUUCUAGUCCAAAUGAAGGAUAUCAGCAAGUUUUUUGUGCGACAAAUGUGCCUUUUGGAUCAGGGUAUUCUGCUAGUACGCCUUAUGAUCACUACAUUCCUAAUAGUGUAGCUCAUUAUCCUAGUCAGCAAUAUCCUAGUCAUAUAAAUGGAUUUAAUAAUAAUGUGGCUUAUGAGUAUAAUUCUUUUAUGAAGGUUUAGCAAUAUAUUUUAUGAUUUUAAUGGGAUUUGAUAUAUACAGGGUGUUCUGAGGUGAAAUUGAUAUGAAGAAUUGCAAAGGAAUGCUUUAAUACAGAGCGAGUUUAAAAUAAGUGCAAAUAUUUUCAGGGUUGGUAGAUCUAGAUGAGAGAACACAUAUUUUCUCGUUACCGUUUUUGAAAUAAGUCUAAAAUUACUCAGUUAUUUUACUUUGACAA